AGGGUGACAUACAGAGUACUGCACGAAAAAAAGACAAGAACUGAUCAGCCUGGCCACUUACCAAUAAUCAACAAGGCUUCGGUCACGAAGUCAACUUGACCCUGAUCCAACUCUUCAAAGUUGCAGUUAUUGGAGCCCUUUUGAGUGGAUCCUCAAAGUGCCCAAAGGACGAAAAAAGUCUGGCCUCUCGGUAUGGUAUUGGUAAUAUUACGGCCAUCGCUUAGUCACAAUCAGAAUUUGGCCCAAUUUACCGUGAGACUUCCCCGUAACAUUGUAUUAGCCACGUUUGCAAUCAAUACCAGGAGGUCCGCAUCGACGGUGCAUGAUGAUGGGGACACUCGAGGACGUUAUUUACGCUUUCUCCUUCCUUCCUCCUCCCCUUCCCCUUCAAUUGUGCUCGACCUUCUAGCGACGUGAAUCUCUGGGCAACGGAGAUUGACGGAAUUAUCUGUUCGCUGUUAGGCCCUGCGCCCCCCCAUCGCUCUCUCUUAUUCUCCUUGGCCCCCCCAUUCCACGUGCAAAGCCACAAUUUUUCACCCAAGCCCUGCCCGGAGGUCCUCGGAUCCGCUAACUGCGACGUCAACUUCGAGAUUACGUCGCUGGUUGUUGUCGCCCUCCAACUGAACGUCGAGCUUCCGCUUGGAAAUCUCACGGAAACAAAACCUCAUACUACUCCUACCGAGGGUAAUACCUGCCUCAGUUUGUCGGAUUGGACGCGCGAAGGGAACCGACGCGCCCUCCCCCCUCCGCCCCCUUCAACUCCGACGGUAAAACCUGUCGAAUCCCACCCCCCGCAACUGCUUCGCUGCUUCCCUCUGCGAUGCCUCGCCGGUUCAGCAACAACUCCUCCAACGACACCACUACCAACUCACCGUCCUUUUUGCCUUCCUCGGGAAAGGGCGGUAUCAACAUCAAGGCACCUUCGGUCAAGUCCAAUCGCCUGUCCCAGCUCUUCUCCUCGCCCAAAUCCAAGGCCGAUACUCAAUCAACACUGACGGCGUCCCAGUCGGUUGGCGUGAACAACCCUAACAACUCCUCUCCGCCGAUUAGCUCGGCAUCACUGUCCUUACCGACGAUCUCACUGUCGACUGCUACUGCGGACAACCCUACUAUGGACGAAAUGCCGACUACACUCUUUCAGCCUCCGACUCCCGAGGAGGCCCGCCGGCAGGCCAAGGCCCAUGCUCAAUUCGGCGUUAUCGGUCACCCCAGCCAUCGGUACUCCAGUCGUCACCCUGGCGGUGUCUUCCCGGAGCCGGUGAUGGAUGAACCCCCGUAUUAUUACUUGCUCACCACCUACAUCAGUUAUCUAAUCCUAAUUGCUUUUGGUCACGUUCGUGAUUUCUUCGGCAAGCGCUUCCGCGAAGAGAAUUACCGUCACCUGAAACCUCGCAAUGGCUACGGUGCCCUGAACAGCGAUUUCGACAACUUCUACGUGCGUCGUCUGAAAUUGCGCAUCAACGACUGUUUCGAGCGCCCCGUCACCGGUGUUCCUGGCCGCACUAUCACUCUGAUUGACCGGGCGACCAAUGAUCACAACCAUCACUUCUACCUGACAGGCACCACCACCGACACUCUGAACCUAAGCUCUUACAACUACCUCGGAUUCGCCCAGUCGGAGGGACCCUGUGCGGACAUUGCGGAGGAUACGGUUCGGAAAUAUGGAAUUGCUGCUCCUAGCACUCGUGCCGAGGCCGGUACCCAAGAUCUCCACGUGGAGGUCGAGGAUCUGAUUGCUCGUUUUGUUGGCAAGGAAGCAUCAAUGGUCUUCUCCAUGGGUUUCGGUACCAAUGCCACUGUUUUCCCCGCUCUGGUUGGCAAAGGUGAUCUUCUGAUCUCUGAUGAAUUGAACCAUGCCUCUAUCCGCUUCGGUGCUCGUCUCUCUGGUGCCUCAAUUGCUAUGUUCAAACACAACGACAUGAAGGAUCUGGAAUUGAAGCUUCGUGAGGCUAUCUCUCAAGGCCAACCCCGUACUCACCGCCCUUGGAAGAAGAUCCUGGUGGUUGUUGAAGGUCUUUACUCUAUGGAGGGAUCCAUGUGCAACCUUCCCGGUCUCGUUGCCCUGAAGCAUCGCUAUAAAUUCAACCUGUUUGUCGAUGAGGCUCACUCUAUUGGGGCCAUCGGUCCUGCGGGCCGUGGUGUUUGCGAUUACUUCAGCAUCGACACCGCCGAAGUUGAUGUUCUGAUGGGUACUCUAACCAAGUCCUUCGGCGCCAACGGCGGAUACAUCGCCGCGGACAAGGUUAUGAUUGACAAGCUCCGGGCUACCGACUCCGGUAACUUCUACGGCGAGGCUCCCGCACCCGCGGUCCUCAUGCAGAUCUCGUCCGCUCUUCGUAUCAUCAACGGUGAGCUCGUUCCUGGUCAGGGCGAGGAGCGACUGCAGCGAUUGGCCUUCAACUCUCGAUACCUCCGCCUCGGAUUGAAGCGUCUCGGCUUUAUAGUAUACGGUCAUGAUGAUUCACCAAUCAUUCCUGUCCUCCUGUUCAACCCAGCUAAGAUGCCCGCCUUCUCGCACGAGAUGUUGCGGCGCAAGAUCUCCGUUGUGGUUGUCGGCUAUCCGGCUACUCCUUUGGUCUCUUCCCGUGCUCGUUUCUGUGUCUCGGCAGCUCACACCAAGGACGAUCUCGACCGUGUCUUGACUGCCUGUGAUGAGAUUGGCAAUGUGCUGCAAUUGAAGUUCUCAACCGGCAUUGCUGGUGGCGCUUUGCCUCCCGUCGAGGAGAUGGCGCCCCCACCGGAGAUGGAGAAGGAGUGGCACCGCAAGCGCAGUGCUACUCCCACUCCUCCCCGGUGGCGCAUUGAGGACGUCAUCCGGCGUGGAGUCCAGGACGUCAAAUCGCCAUUGUAUUAGUUAUUUGAUGUCCGUCCUCUGCGUUAUGUGAUAUUGUCCUGGAAACUGCAUUGUUUUCUGGGUUGAGCCUUUUUUCUUGGAGCUUAUCCCACAAGCUCGGUUGGUGCUGGUCACGCCGUGUUCGCGGUUAUAAGUAUCCAUGGUGCCCCCUCUGCUUUCCUGUUCGCCUGGUUCUCAUUUAGAUUGCUCGGUAUCUUCUUGCUCGGACGCUCUAGGCCCCCCCCCGGUGUCUAGUCUGGACGACGCAGGAAUUUUCUGGUAUGUCGAUAGCCGAGGAUUUCACACAGAAUGCGACAGUGUUAGUGAAGGAAUGAAGAAAGAAACCCAAAAUCCGGUCAUGACUUAUUCGAACCAAGCAACGAAUGAAUAUGCCCCCGUUUUUCAUAUGAUCCUGAUUUGGUCCCUUUGGGAGAUGUCUUAUCACCAAUCCCACAUUUUAUUGACCUCGCACGCAGUUUUUCCUCUUUUAGUCCAUCUCCUCUUACCCUUUUCACUGUCACUUUUUUUGUUGCUUAAAAUCUUGCCUAAUAUUGCCGUUCCUGUUGCCCAUUGCUUCUGGUACAGGCUGGCUUUCACUUCUUGCCUUUGCCCCCCUUUCACAUUCUCCAUUCAAAUGUUACUGUCUCGUGUCAAUUCCAUUCUACUCGAUGGUAAAGACACGAGUCGUUCCAGCUCCCACUGUUUUAUUUCGCUCCUGCCUUUUACUUCUGCGGUUGCCUCUCUGGAGAACCAAAGGAUGACAGUUGGCUUUCAUGCAAUGGCGCUUGCACACACAACUUUCGGCCUCUCUCUUUGCUGGAAGAGGCCGGGCUGCAUUAUGGUGGGCUAUUGUCUACUACUGUUUUUUGAUAUACUUCUGUUUAUAAUUAGAUGAGUGAUUGAAAUGUCCAUAUCCUGCGGGUUUAAUCAUUAUUCGAUUCAGGUGGAGUCUUGUAUACAAGCUCGAUGACGGUUGGAGGCUGAUCGAAAGGGGAUUGGCGGCAGCUCAUGGCCAAGUUAAGCUUUAUCACGUCACCCCCGGACCUGUUGUCGUCUUAUCAAACUGUCUCGUCGACGAUAGGCUGCGCAUGUUGUAGGAAAGGUCCAUAUAUUUGGACAGCUUCUAUUUUGAGAAUUACCCCCGUUGACUCUACAAGGCAACACCAUUAUGAACAGGGUGGUAUUUUACAAACCAUUCAGACCUUUGAGCCGAGUGCCGAUCGCGUUGG
Molecule: messenger RNA, 4062 nt
Organism: Penicillium brasilianum
Lineage: Eukaryota; Fungi; Ascomycota; Eurotiomycetes; Eurotiales; Aspergillaceae
Source: the annotation of a GenBank genome assembly